CUCGCAUUGUACUCUGGGAAUUUUUAGUUCGAACUAUUAUGUUACGUGCUUGCCGAUUAUAAUGAAAUUGUAUUAUUUAUAUAUAAGAAAUAUCGCAUCAUUUAUUUAAACAGUAAAUCAGUGCAUGACUCCAACAAUAAUAUUACUGUUUUGAAAGUUUUCAGCCGUACAUAGAGGCAGCCUUUUUGAAACUCGACUAGAUUGUUUUGUAUUUGUGUCAUUUCAUCAUUCCAGUAUGACCUCGGCUUCCACGAAGGUGGGCGAGAUUUUCUCGGCUGCAGGUGCUGCAUUCACUAAACUGGGCGAACUGACCAUGCAGCUGCAUCCAGUGGCAGACUCUUCUCCAGCAGGUGCCAAAUGGACCGACACAGAGAUCGAGAUGCUGCGUUCUGCAGUUCGGCGCUUUGGUGAUGAUUUGAACAGCAUCAGCUCAGUCAUAAAGGAGCGUACUGUUGCCCAAAUUAAAACAACAGUGAAAAGGAAGCUGUAUGAGGACAGCAGGGUCCCACUCACUUCAGAGUCCCCUAAAAAAACAAUGAAGAAAACCUCUGUAACGCUACCACCUCCUCCAGCAUCAGUGGCCCCCACGGUUAUCACUGUGCCAACCUCUCAGGUUGUCGUGACAACAGGAUUGCAGAGUGCUCCAUCUUUACAACCGGCGAUUAAGAACCCUAAACCAGCAGAUGUGACUCUGAGUGCUCUGAAUGACUCUGAUGUGAACAGCGAUUUGGUGGAUAUUGAAGGGCUUGGAGAAGGCUCCACAAAGAAACCAAACUUUGACCAGGAGAGCUUGAAUCUGGACUCCAGUCUAAUAAUGAACUCCAGUGAUCUGCCCCUCCUGUCACGCUGACCAACAGCUGUCAGUCAUGUUGAGGUUAUGGCAUAGGGACAUCAAAAGAUUAUCAAGGACAGAUCAUGUGAAGAAGCAGCAGUUUGAUCAUAUGCUUGUAAAAAUGCUUUUUAUGGAGCUGUAAAUGUUGCCGUUGGCACCUGUACCCCUUUUCCAUUGUGGGUCCAAAGAGCACCAGACCAAACCUGUACUAGAUCACUAAAAUGACUGAAAUAUACUUUUACUCUAUGAAUUAACUUCCUUAGCUCUUAUGAAAUGACAAAAACAGACCAUAACAGUCAGAAUUUGAUGGAAAAAAUGAGAACCUAUGGGGAAAAAUAUAAUGCGGUACAUGCUCACAGUUGAAAAAAGGUUUGCAGGAUCGUGGUGCAGUGGUCAAACAGACGUACUCCUGUACUUGUAAAAAAAAAAUAUAUAUAUAUAUAUUUUUUUUUACCUUUGCCUUUUUUGUAUUUUAACAGGCCAUUUUAGAUCAAAGUAAACUUUUCUUGGUUAAGAGUUGCUAAUUGUAGGGAAAUAUGGCAACAUGUGAGCAAAAAUAGUUAGGGAAAAAAAAUUACAUGUCAUUUUCUUGAACUGCCACUGUACAUUAAGUGCAGCUUCUAAUGGAUGUAGUAAACAGGAUGAUGUGUGUGUGUGUAUAUAUAUAUAUAUAUAUAUACACACACACACAUACAUAUAUAUUAUUUUUAACAUUGCUGACUAUUAAACAGGUCAUUUCAACUGAAAACACACAAACUUGCCUCUGGUUUUACUUAAAUUACAUAUGUAAUUUUUUAAAGGGGUCAUGACAUGCUUUUUUUAUUAUUUAAAUAUGUUCCUCGAGGUUCACUUAUGACAUUAGUCAAGUUUUUUUGCACAAAAACAGAGUCAUAUAUUUGAAAAAAAUUAUAAUUUUCCACCCUCAUUCUGACCCUCUGUCAGAAACGCUUGGUUUAGGUGCUGCUUCUCCUUUAAGACUUGACAGUAAACGUCCACUGUUAUGACUGGCUCGCUGCUCUUGUCUGACCUGCUCUGCUCACCGCUACCGAAGUGAUUAAAGGUAAAGUAGGUGUUGGUGUGUUGUUGUGACAUCACAAU
Molecule: messenger RNA, 1930 nt
Organism: Myxocyprinus asiaticus (Chinese sucker)
Lineage: Eukaryota; Metazoa; Chordata; Actinopteri; Cypriniformes; Catostomidae
Product: chromatin complexes subunit BAP18-like
Exons: 6
Coding region: 236-850 (204 amino acids)
Cellular component (GO): MLL1 complex; NURF complex
Source: RefSeq, a predicted model, not a curated record